This is a messenger RNA of Pocillopora damicornis (cauliflower coral), 1247 nucleotides long. RefSeq lists its product as uncharacterized. The record is from RefSeq and is a predicted model, not a curated record. Lineage: Eukaryota; Metazoa; Cnidaria; Anthozoa; Scleractinia; Pocilloporidae.
AACUAGUGUAUUUAAAAUUCAGGAUCUUCAAUGAAAGUUACAAGCCACUCGCGACGAAUAACAGAAUUUUGCCGUACAGAUGGGUUUGGGCCCGAAGCGAAAACGAAUCGAUGUUAGGUGUCGCCUACGACUAUGACGUUUUGUCUCUGGGUCUGUUGAAAAAUCAAGCAAGGACAAUGAUGUUGUCUUUAGACGAGACACAAGAUGGAUGUCUUCAAGAUUUGAAUUCUUCAUGUCAGGCCAUUGCCAUCGCAGAAGCGCUGACAGGCUUAUCAGCCACAAAAAAUUCGACUGAUACAAAACUAACGAAUGAGCUAAACCCUGGUGUGGUUUGUUUCCGAGUCUUGAAGGAAUUCUCUUUCGGCUUUGCAUACGGAUUUAAAUACAAAUGCUGCAAGAAGGUUGAAGAAGAUCAAAGACACCAAGUUUACUGUGGCUUUGACGUAAAUGAGAGCAUAUGGAUGUCGGUUUUUAACGCUGUCUUGAAUUUAGUUGUGACAAUUGUGUUCUUCUUCUGGCCUUACCUCUUCUGUGUGGUUCCAGAUUUCUUCUCGGACGGACUAGAAAAUGGAAAAGAAGAGGAGGCGUUUUUGGGAACAUCAGAUGAAAUUCCAGUAGAUGAUUCAAGUCCAAUAACCUGCACAGAGAUUGUGCGAAGAGGCCUGAAAAUUUUUCCAUCUGUAAACCAUGGAUUCAGUGUAAAAUUGAUUCUCUUUUGGUAUUUUGUAAUUCCAACAUUUUUCUAUAUUAAGCUUUUGUUAUAUUUUAUUAUCAAGGAUAAAUUCGACGGGGCUUCCAAGAGGCUUCUGUUUCAAGUGGCUGAUGUUUAUCUUUACAUCUUUAGCAUGGAUAAACCUGCUGUUUAUGUUCUGUUUAUUGUGCCGUUAUUUUUGAUACCCACUCUGGUAAUUUCCUUUUGGAGACGUGAAGAAGGCGAGGUUUUGCAGUUAGGUAACUGCUGCAUUUGCGGGCGGGACCAGUUCAGUCUUAAAAAGCAUAUAGUAGAGCAUGUAAAAAUUAUGCCAAACUGUGAGUGCAAUCAAAGUAAUGAAAACUGUUUUGAAAAAAGUCUUCCUUCGACAGUUCGGCUCAAAGUUCCCGCCCUGCUCUGAAUGCAACGAUUUUCAGCAGUCACUAUGCGGGCACGCAAUUUGUAUAAUAUACACAGUUGCAUUCAUGGUUAUUUACGGUCCAAUUGCCGUAACAAUCUCAGUUUUAGUUGGCUUAGUUGUGUUGCUUGUGACAAC